CAAUCUCCGCCCCGCCCACCGCACACAGCCACCAGACUGGGCCCCUCGCGGCCGCGUCUGGGUUACGUCACCAACGGGUGCGCUCUUCGCGUGUCGCCAACGGUCGUGGCAGAACGUUACGCGUUUGGCGUGCUGGUUGCCUUAGAGACGGAGCCGAGCCUGGGCGGCCGCGGAGAAAACACAAGGACAGCGGGGCCCCUGAAGAAGCCAAGAUGCCGUCAAAGGAAAGAACAAAAGGAAAGGACAAAAACAAAAGCAAGAACAAAGGCAAAAGCAAAGACAAGAAGAUGAUAAUAAAAGCUAAUGAAUCUACAGUGGAAAGAGCCAAGGCCAAUGCCUCCCUUUGGGAGGCCAGGCUGGAAGUCACAGAACUCUCUAGGAUUGAAUAUCGUGAUACUUCCCGGAGACUGGCAAAAAGUAAUGAGGAGUUAAAGAAACAGCAGUAUAAAAUGGAGAAAGACACCAUGUCUGUAUUAAGUUACCUGAAGAGGCAGGAUCAGGAAAAAGAUAAUAUGAUUGAAAAACUGAAACAGCAAUUGAAUGAAACAAAGGAAAAAGCCCAAGAGGAGAAGGAAAAAUUGGAACAAAAGUAUACUGUGCAAAUCAGUGAGCUGGAGGGACAGUUCCACCAAAAAGCCAAAGAAAUUGGCAUGAUUCAGACAGAGCUGAAAACAAUAAAACAAUUCCAGAGGAGAAAAAUCCAAGUGGAAAAAGAAUUAGAUGAUUUGAAGGAGAAUUUAAGGAACACAGAGCAGAAACAUCAGGAGACUCUUAGAAGAUUGGAAGGCAGGUUUUUUGAAGAAAAGCACAGACUAGAACAAGAGGCUGAGAAGAAGCUAAUAAUGCUGACAGAGAGAGCUCACCAUGAGGCUGUUGUGCAACUGAACAAUGCUGGAAGAACUGUUUUUAAAGAGAAUGUUUAUCUUCAGAAAGCUCUUGCAUACCACCUAAAGGAAGCUGAUGCUCUACAAAAAAACUCCCAGAAGUUACAAGAGGCUCAGACUUUCCUUUUACAACAAAAGGAAAUCAAUGACCUGUUGGUUAAAGAAAAGAUAAUGCAACUUACCCAGCAAAGAUCACAAAUUCAAACUCUUCAGAAAAAGGUGGUGAGCUUGGAAAAUGCCCUGACUUGUAUGACCAGAGAGUUUGAGACUGAAGUUUUAAAACUGCAGCAACAGGCAGUGAUAGAGAACCAAGCUGGUCAGGUUGAAAUUGACAAACUGCAGCAACUUCUUCAGAUGAAGGACAGGGAAAUGAAUCGAGUAAAGAAGCUGGCCAAGAAUAUACUGGAUGAGAGAACAGAGGUGGAAAGGUUCUUUUUAGAUGCUCUACAUCAAGUGAAACAACAGAUUCUAUUUAACAAGAAGCAUUAUAAGCAGGUAGCACAAGCUGCUUUCAAUUUCAAAAUGAGAAAGGCAUGUGCAGGAAAAACUGAAUAUCCCAAAAUUCGAACGUUUCAUGGCAGAGAGCACAGCACCAACAGUGUGAAUCAGGAUCUUAUGGAGGCUGAGAAAUGGACAGGUAUUCAAGGAAAUGUGGAUAUUGGAGAUUUGACUUGGGAGCAGAAGGAAAAAGUCUUGAGGUUGCUCUUCGCAAAAAUGAAUGGUUUUGUUCCUAGGGGACCUACUGACAAGCACUGCUGAACAAUAUGUGACCCUGCAGAAGCUGCUGGCAGGCCAUUCCUUGCAGAAUCCUUGUUCCUGACUAUGUUCAACUAAGUUUCUUAGAAGAAAAAACUUUUAAACUUAAGUUACCUGUUUGCCAUAGAAGUUGGUGUCUCCCCUGAAGGAAGAUCGAGAGCCGGUGAAUGAGAACAUUGGCAAAGGCACUGGAAUGGGGACAUUCACCCCCACCUAAAGCAGAACAAAUCCACGUCAACUAAUAAGAAAGGACUCAAAGGAAUUCUCCAUUUAGAAGCACAAAUGUUUGGCAUCAGAGAAACCAAUUUUAAAUAUCUACCUUCCACCUCAUCCUCUAUCCCAUGAACUUUGAUUCCUGAGCAAGAAAUGGGGCACUGUGGGAGACCAGAGGGGCAGCGACAGAUCCUGUUUACUAUCUCCCCUUAAACAGGAGACAGUAAAUGGCUGCAAGAAUCUCCUAGAAAUUUAGUUCACAAACCUGCCCAAUAUCCACCAGGUGGGAAUAUUUCCGAGCAGUGGCUCCAUUGGUGGUGAAAAUGGCAGUUCCAUUUCCAUAUGGGUUGUUAUUUACAAUCUUGAUGGCUUCAUCCAAAGUGUCUGCCUCCAGAACCACAAGAACUGGGCCAAAAAUCUCUUCUUUGUAACAGGUCAUAUUUGGCUGCCAGGAGUGAUGCAUUCAGAAAAGAAGUCAAUAUUUUAUGCUUAUUUGGUACUUUAUUAUCCACUGUUUACAUGGAUAGCUUUUGUUAGUAAUCUCUUUUCAUUUCAAGUCCUUUCUUGCUGUGUUACAUCUUCCAAGCUAUCAUAAACAAUUUGGAAUUCCUAUUAACUAUGCCUACACUCCUUUCUUUUAAGCACUGUAUUUUUAGGUCCCAUGACCUAUCACUAGCUUCCUUUUUUAUAUCUGUAUAAUUUGUUUAUACAGUUGUUAUGCUACUGAAGUUACACGAAAAUUCAUUUUUUAUAAAGCACAUAUA
Messenger RNA from Manis pentadactyla (Chinese pangolin), 2617 nucleotides. It is a transcript of the gene BBOF1, whose product is annotated as basal body orientation factor 1. The coding region runs from base 213 to 1643 and encodes 476 amino acids. The record is from RefSeq and is a predicted model, not a curated record. NCBI's taxonomy places the organism in Eukaryota, Metazoa, Chordata, Mammalia, Pholidota, Manidae. The transcript has 10 exons.